This is a messenger RNA of Sphenostylis stenocarpa, 936 nucleotides long. The record is from the annotation of a GenBank genome assembly. Lineage: Eukaryota; Viridiplantae; Streptophyta; Magnoliopsida; Fabales; Fabaceae.
AUGGCCCUUGUCCGCGACCGCCGCCAACUCAAUCUACGCCUUCCCCUCCCGGAGCCCUCCGACCGCCGCCACCGCUUCCCCCUCCCCCUUCCCCCUUCCUCCGCUGCCAACCCCGACGCCAUUGCCCCCGCCGACAUCGAAAAGCUUCACGUCCUCGGCCACGGCAACGGCGGCACAGUCUACAAAGUCCGCCACAAGCGCACCGCCAUCAUCUACGCCCUGAAGGUGGUCCACGGAGACUCGGACGCGGUCAACCGGAGGCAGGUUCGGCGAGAGAUGGACAUCCUCCGGCGAACGGACUCCCCGCACGUGGUCCAGUACCACGGGUUCUACGAGAAACCCUCCGGCGACGUGGCGAUCCUGAUGGAGUACAUGGAAUUGGGGACGCUGGAGACGCUCCUGAAAAGCAACGGCACCUUCUCGGAGGCCCAACUGGCGAGCGUGGCGCGUCAGGUUCUGAGCGGGCUGACUUACCUGCACGCCCACAAGAUCAUUCACCGCGACAUCAAGCCCUCGAACCUUCUGGUGAACAAGAAUAUGGAGGUUAAGAUUGGAGAUUUUGGAGUGAGCAAGGUUAUGAGUCGCACUCUGGACGCCUGCAAUUCCUACGUGGGAACCUCCGCCUACAUGAGCCCCGAGCGCUUCGACCCCGAUUCCUACGGCGGCAAUUACAACGGCUAUGCGGCUGAUAUUUGGAGUUUGGGCCUCACUCUCUUCGAGCUCUACGUGGGCCACUUCCCCUUCCUUCCCAUGGGCCAGAGGCCCGACUGGGCCACGCUUAUGUGCGCCAUUUGUUUCGCUGACCCACCCACCUUGCCCCCAACUGCUUCCCCCCACUUUCGGAGCUUCAUUGGAUCUUGUUUGAUCAAAGACUCCUCUCAACGCUGGUCUGCCUCCCAGCUCUUGACACACCCCUUUCUUCUUCCUCCCUCUUAG